GGCGGUAUCCCUCCGCCAACAGAGGAAAUGCUCCUAGACCAAUCACAUCUGUGUUUACACCAUCACCUGUCAAACACACACCCUCUGCUAAAUUUCUCUCUGAAAGGAGCUGAAACACACACUCACACUGACGCGCCUACGGUAGCCGCUAACUGGACGGACUCUCUGGCAAUCGACCUUUUGCAGUGGAAACGUGGAAUAAGUCUUGAACCAUGAGCUCAGUGGCAGUGUUGACCCCGGAGAGCUUUGCAGAGCAUCGCAGUGGUCUUAAGGACCAGGAGAUUACAGGCUGCGUCCCGGAGGAUGAGGCCUACAUCCCCACUUAUCUGGAGGCCUUCCCUCCGCUGCCGGAGAAGGGGGCACCUGGGGAAAAGACCGGGGAGCCAGCUUCGGCUUGGGGGAGUAAGAUCAGGCCCAUCAAAGCCUCCGUUAUCACCCAGGUGUUCCAUGUGCCCCUGGAGGAGCGCCGCUACAAGGACAACAGCCAGUUUGGGGAGGGAGAGGAGGCCAAAGUGUGCCUUGACAUCAUGCAGCGAACGGGGGCGCACAUCGAGCUGUCCCUGGCUAAGGACCAGGGCUUAUCCAUCAUGGUUACCGGCAAACUGGACUCUGUCAUGAAGGCUCGCAAGGAAAUCGUAGCUCGCCUGCAGACACAGGCGUCGGCCACCGUCGCCAUCCCCAAGGAGCACCACCGCUUCGUCAUCGGGAAGAACGGCGAGAAGCUGCAGGAGCUGGAGCUGAAAACCGCCACCAAGAUCGCCAUCCCCCGCCCCGACGACCCCAGCGCCAACAUCCGCAUCACCGGCACCAAAGAGGGCAUCGAGAAGGCUCGCCACGAAAUCCUCCUGAUCUCAGCCGAGCAGGACAAGCGUGCGGUGGAGCGCCUGUCCCUGGAGAAGGCCUUCCACCCCUUCAUCGCCGGUGCCCACAACAGGCUGGUGCAGGAGCUGAGCCAGGAGACGGGCGCCCGCAUCAGCAUCCCCCCUCCCAGCCUGCCCAAGGACGAGAUCGUCAUCACGGGGGAGAAGGAGGCCGUGGCCCUGGCGGUCAACCGCAUCCGCGCCAUGUACGAGGACAAGAAGAGAAAGACAACGACCAUUUCGGUGGAGGUGAAGAAGUCUCAGCAUAAGUACAUUAUAGGUCCAAAGGGCAACACUUUGCAGGAGAUCCUGGAGGCCACCGGGGUGUCGGUGGAGAUGCCUCCACUGGACUCCAGCUCAGAAACGAUCAUCCUGAGAGGGGAGCCGGACAAACUGGGUCCUGCACUCACCCAAGUUUACGCCAAGGCCAAGAGUGUGAUGGUGGUGGAGGUGAGCGCUCCGGCCUGGUUGCACCGCUUCAUCAUCGGCAAGAAGGGACAAAACAUCGGGCGGAUCACACAGCAGCUGCCACGGGUUCACAUAGAGUUUACGGACGGAGAGGAGCGCAUCAGUCUUGAGGGGCCAACGGAGGAGGUGGAGCAGGCUCAGGCCCAGAUCCAAGAGAUCAUCAAGGACCUGCUGGUGAGGAUGGACUACACCGAGGUCAUCAUAGAGCAGCGCUUCCACAGACACCUCAUUGGAAAGAACGGCGCCAACAUCAACCGGAUCAAGGAGCAGUACAAAGUGUCGGUGAGGAUCCCGCAGGACUCGGACAGAAGCGGGCUGGUCCGCAUCGAGGGAGACCCCAAAGGGGUGCAGCUGGCCCGCAGAGAGCUCAUCGAGAUGGUUCAGAGAAUGGAAAACGAGCGCACCAAAGACCUGAUCGUAGAGCAAAAGUUCCACCGGACAAUCAUUGGGCAAAAGGGAGAAAAGAUCAAGGAAGUUCGGGACAAAUUCCCAGAGGUCAUCAUCAAUUUCCCCGACCCGGCGCAGAAAUCGGAUAUCGUCCAGCUGAGAGGGCCAAAGAACGAGGUGGAGAAAUGUGCCAAGUUCCUGCAGAAAAUCAUCGCGGACCUGAUUGAGAACAGCUUCUCGCUGUCCGUUCCCAUCUUCAAGCAGUUCCACAAGAACAUAAUCGGAAAGGGCGGCGCGAACAUCAAAAAAAUCCGCGAGGAGACCAACACCAAGAUCGACCUGCCGACGGAGAACAGUAACUCCGAGAUGAUCGUCAUCACAGGAAAGAAAAGCAACUGCGAGGCUGCCAGAGAUCGAAUCCUCUCCAUCCAGAGAGAACUGGCCAACAUUAAGGAGACAGAAGUAACAAUCCCAGCCAGGCUGCACAACUCUCUGAUUGGCUCCAAAGGCUGCCUCGUGCGCUCCAUCAUGGAGGACUGCGGCGGCGUCCACAUCCAUUUCCCCUCGGAGGGCUCCGGUUCAGACAAGGUCACCAUCAGGGGGCCCGUCGGCGAGGUGGAGAAAGCCAAGAAGCAGCUUCUGCAGCUGGCCGAAGAAAAGCAAGUCAACAACUUCACAGCCGAGCUGCAGGCCAAGCCCGAGUACCACAAGUUCCUGAUUGGGCGCGGCGGGGCCAACAUCCGCCGAGUGAGGGACCGGACGGGGGCCCGCAUCAUCUUCCCGUCGCCCGACGACACCGAGCAGGAGCUGAUCACCAUCGUGGGGAAGGAGGAAGCUGUGCGCCAGGCCCAGAAAGAACUGGAGAGCCUGGUCAAAAAUCUGGACGACGUGGUGGAGGACAAUAUGGAGGUGGAGGUUCGCCACCACCGCCACUUCGUGUGCCGGAGGGGGCAGGUGCUGCGCGAGCUGGCGGAAGAGUACGGGGGCGUGGCCGUGAGCUUCCCCCGCACCGGCGCCAACAGCCAGAGGGUCACUCUCAAGGGGGCCAAGGAGUGCGUGGAGGCGGCAAAAAAGCGCAUUCAGGAGAUUAUCGAAGACCUGGAGUCCCAGGUGAGCGUUGAGGUUGCCAUCCCCCAGCGCUACCACCGCGCCAUCAUGGGGCCUAAAGGCUGCCGCAUCCAGCACAUCACCAGGGAGCACGAGGUCCAGAUCAAGUUCCCCGAGAGAGACGACAGCGCCGCAGGGCAGGAGGCCGCUCCGCAGGAGAACGGCGACGUCAGUCCGGAGGCGGAGUUCGUCCCCCGCAAGUGUGACAUCAUCGCCAUCUCUGGACGGGCGGAGAAGUGUGAACAGGCUAAAGCGGCUCUGCUGGUUGGUGGAAUCUUACACGUUUUCGUACCUAUUGGCGCCUCUGUGUGCACGCCUGCUGGUGUCAGUCUCCUGUCACCUCUCAUCUUCUCUCUUGUCUCAUCAUCCCGCAAGGCGCUGGUGCCCAUAACGGAGGAUGUGGAAGUAUCUUAUGAGCUGCAUCGCUACAUCAUCGGCCAGAAGGGCAGUGGGAUCAGGAAGAUGAUGGAAGAAUACGAGGUUCGUGUCACCCCUGCUCGCCACGUGAACAUCUGGGUGCCCCAGCCUGAGAAACAGCUGGACGUGAUCAAGGUGACGGGACUGGCUGCCAACGUGGAGCGAGCCAAGCUGGGUCUGCUGGAGCGGGUCAAAGAACUCCAGGCCGAGCAGGAAGAAAGGGCCCUGCGCAGUUUUAAGGUAACCAUGUCGGUGGAUCCCAAGUUUCAUCCCAAGAUUAUCGGCCGCAAAGGAGCGGUCAUCUCUCAGAUCAGGAAAGACCACGACGUCAGCAUCCAGUUCCCCGACAAAGGAGACGAGCAGCAGGACCUGAUCGUGAUCUCCGGUUACGAGCGGAACGUGGAGGAGGCGCGGCAGGCCAUCCAGCAGCUGGUGGCGGAGCUGCAGGAGAUGGUGAGCCACGACGUGCAGCUGGACCCCCGCACCCACGCCCGCAUCAUCGGCGCCCGGGGCAAAGCCAUCCGCAAGCUGAUGGAGGAGUUCAAGGUGGAUAUCCGGUUCCCCCAGCCGGGCUCGGACGAGCCGGCCAAGGUGACGGUGAUGGGCCUCCCCGAGACCGUGGACGCCGCCAUCGACCACCUGCUCAACCUGGAGGAGGAAUAUAUGCUCAACGUGCAGGAGACGGAGACCUUGGCCGCCUACAUGAAGCCUCCGUCUCGCUACGGAGGGGGAGGCGGAGCGGGAGGGCCGGACGACAGCAGCGGGGGGCCGGCCAAAGGAUUCGUGGUGCGGGACGCCCCCUGGAACGCCGGAGGGAACAAGGCUCCCGACAUGAGCAGCGCCGAGGAUUUCCCCACAUUCGGGUCGGGGGUGGCCCCAAAGCCCACCUCAGCCUGGGGUCCCAAGAAGUUCUGAAGCCGCUCCAGUGGAAGAAAAAACAAAGGAAAAACUUCUGUAAAGUAGACGAGAGACUACAGAGAUCUCACCUCGCUGCUCGCCUUCCUCCUCUUCGUCUCUGUAGUGUCCCUUUUGUGUCUCUCCUCCCGUGCUGUUCUCCCACAAACCAGCCGCCGUGAAUUCUGGGAGAACUCCCCCUUCUCUUUUCUUUAGUUUUUUUUUUUAAAUCUGUCUCUCUGAUCGUAGUCCCCCGCCCCCCUCCUUCCCUCCCCUUCUGCCUCCUCCUCCCUCCGCAGGGAAGGGGAAGAUAAAAAGAACGUGGAGUUCAUCGUAGUUUUGCCGUUCCUGCUCUGCCUCCGCAAGUCUCGCUGAAACAUUUAAAAAACUGUUAACCCUCCUCCCUCCCCCCCACCCCUUGGAGACUGCCAAACUGUCCCCCUCAAAUACGGUCGCCUCAGAGAAUCAGUGCAGGGGAGCCGGAGAGCAUCGGGGAGGUGUCCUCAGACACCUGGAGAAGGUGGGAGGGGGUGCCUAUCUAGUUAAAGCAGCUAAACACGAUGGAUUUUUAAGCUCAAAAAGGAAAGGAGAGUCUGUUUUAUAAUGCAAGAAAGGUUUGUAACUUAAAAAAAAAAGAUCUUUCAUGGUUCUUUUACUGUGGUUUUUACAAUGGUUCCUCAUCGGCUCACCUUUCCAGUCACCUGUGGUGCAGGAAGUCAGGCGCUGAGCUGCGUUUGAGCGUUCUGGUGGGCUCAGGAGGUUUUUCCACCCACUAGUGUUUUAUAGGUCCCUUUUGUUAAUUUAUUUUGAAGCUAGGAAGAAAACCCUGCCGUAGUCGACUCUGUUCUUAACUCAUAAUGACUUGAAAGAUGUGGAAGUCCUGUACCGAAGGUCGUUUUGUUUAUUUAUUUUAAAAAGGAGCCAUUUGAUUUGAACUACUGUGAUCAUCUGUUUUUAUAAAAGCACUCACUGUAGCUUGCAACCUUACGUUUGGGGGUGAAUGUUGUGCGCCGGGUUUGAGAACAUGUUAACAGUUGUAUUGUCUAAGUGUACAAAGAACUUUUCGCUAUUUUUUUAAACUGUGUGGGACUUCUUUUUUUUUGUUGUUGGUUUCUGACAUAUUUGAAAGGUGUGUGUGUGUGCGUGCGUGCCUGUGUGCGGAAGUUAAAAUGUAUAUUUGAAUGAAGCUGAACCAAACUUGUACAUCACCUUUGUCCGUUUGUCUCUCUUCCUUAGGCUGUACUCAGAGCUCAUUUAGAGGCUUUUUAGCCUCCUCGGCUCGUCACUCAAACAUGCUGCUUAACAUCCAAUCUUCCCUCCCAAUAAAAAAAGGCUGAAGCCAUACCUUAGUUCCCCCAUACAAGUGCUUCAUAUUUCUAAUAUUUUGUAGCAAAAAUCUUGGUGACCCCUUAUUCCUCUAUCUGGUUCUGGGACUUAACAUGUGUCUUGUUGCUAGAUAAUGCGAUUGGCUCAGACUGGAAUAAUUUAAACUACACCUGCUUUGUACCAGAAGAUGUAACAUUUGAGAAAGUACACCUGGGAGCUCCCCCAGUGGUGUUUGAGGCAAAGAUGUGUUUCUCAGCUUUACCUGAGAACCUGAAAGGGAAGUAAGAAUAAAGAUAACAAAACCAAAAGUGGUUAAUUUAGCUUAAUAACAAAUUUUUAAUAUCUCUAUUAAUUAAAAUCACUGUUAUGAAGAAGCAGUGGUUCUUUCCUAUCAAGAGCAUCAGUAUUUGCUUUUGUACUGUCCCAGUUUUUUCUCAGAAUUCAAAUUUCAAGACUUAUAAGUGGAUGGUGUCAUAGAUCCCACCCCCCUCCUCACCUUAUCCCCUUAAAAUAAGUGAGACUUGCGUUCUCAUUCCUAAAAGUUUAAUAUUAAUAAGCUAUUUAGUUUCAGGGUCUUGUACACAGCCUGGCUAAUUUGUGUCCCAAAUGCUUAAAAUCUAAUUAUGCUCUGGCUUUAAAUUCAGAAAUCCAGAAAUGUGGCACAGGAUCUUCUCAUCUAAUUAAAAAAAAUGAAAGAUCUAAAUGAGCUGUAAAGUAGUAACAGCUGUGGAGACAUCAGAAGAGCAGCAACAACAAACUCAGGGUCCAACUUUGAAAUCCAAACCGAGAAACGACAUCCCAGCUAAAGGCUGCUGAGAAACCGAAGCAGACUAUGCAACACAACA
Menidia menidia (Atlantic silverside) is the source of this 6304-nucleotide messenger RNA. Lineage: Eukaryota; Metazoa; Chordata; Actinopteri; Atheriniformes; Atherinopsidae. The record is from the annotation of a GenBank genome assembly.